UCCCCUCCCCUCCCCCCUUCCUCCUCCAGCUCCAGCCUCGGCGGCCGCGGGGCUGACCGAGGCUAUGGAGUAAACCGGUGACCGCGGCCAGGUGCGGAGACCGAGCAGGGACAGGCAGGUGGCUUUUCUGGGGGCGGGAGUGGGGGUGAGCGAUCCCCAGCACCGCCCCUCCCAGGAGGAGAGGAGAAAGGUAACUGGAAGCACCUCCUAUUGCAGCCAUGGAGUCCAUGCUUAAUAAACUGAAGAGUACUGUUACAAAAGUCACAGCUGAUGUCACCAGUGCUGUAAUGGGAAAUCCUGUCACCAGGGAAUUUGAUGUUGGUCGACACAUUGCCAGUGGUGGUAAUGGGCUGGCUUGGAAGAUUUUUAACGGCACAAAGAAAUCAACAAAGCAGGAAGUGGCUGUUUUUGUCUUUGAUAAAAAGCUGAUUGACAAGUACCAAAAAUUUGAAAAGGAUCAGAUCAUCGAUUCUCUGAAGCGAGGAGUCCAGCAGCUAACUCGGCUGCGGCAUCCUCGGCUGCUUACUGUACAGCAUCCUUUAGAGGAGUCAAGAGAUUGUUUGGCAUUUUGUACAGAACCAGUUUUUGCCAGUCUAGCCAAUGUCCUUGGUAACUUGGAAAACCUUCCUUCCACCGUAUCAACGGACAUGAAGGAUUAUAAACUUUAUGAUGUAGAAACCAAAUAUGGCUUGCUUCAGGUUUCUGAAGGUUUGUCAUUUUUACAUAGCAGUGUGAAGAUGGUUCAUGGAAAUAUUACUCCUGAAAAUAUCAUUUUAAAUAAAAAUGGAGCCUGGAAAAUAAUGGGUUUUGAUUUUUGUGUAUCAUCAACCAAUCCCUCCGAACAAGAGCCAAAAUUUCCGUGUAAAGAAUGGGAUCCAAAUUUGCCAUCGCUGUGUCUUCCGAAUCCUGAAUAUUUGGCUCCUGAAUACAUCCUUUCUGUGAGCUGUGAAACAGCCAGUGACAUGUAUUCUUUAGGAACUGUCAUCUACGCUGUAUUUAAUAAAGGAAAACCUAUAUUUGAAGUCAACAAACAAGACAUUUACAAGAGUUUCAGUAGGCAAUUGGACCAGUUGAGUCGCUUAGGAUCUAGUUCACUUACGAGUAUACCAGAGGAGGUCCGUGAACAUGUGAAACUACUGCUAAAUGUAACUCCGACUGUGCGACCAGAUGCGGAUCAGAUGACAAAGAUUCCUUUCUUUGAUGAUGUUGGUGCAGUGACGCUACAAUAUUUCGAUACUUUAUUCCAAAGAGAUAAUCUCCAGAAAUCACAGUUUUUCAAAGGACUGCCGAAGGUUCUAUCAAAACUUCCCAAGCGUGUCAUCGUGCAGAGGAUUUUGCCUUGUUUGACCUCAGAAUUUGUAAACCCUGACAUGGUACCUUUUGUUUUGCCUAAUGUUCUACUAAUUGCUGAAGAAUGUACCAAAGAAGAGUAUGUGAAGUUAAUUUUACCUGAACUUGGUCCUGUGUUUAAACAACAGGAGCCAAUCCAGGCUAGCAACAUGAUUUUGCUAAUUUUCCUACAAAAAAUGGAUUUGCUGCUAACUAAAACCCCUCCUGACGAGAUAAAAAACAGUGUCCUGCCAAUGGUUUACAGAGCGCUAGAAGCUCCUUCGAUUCAGAUCCAGGAGUUAUGUCUCAACAUCAUUCCAACCUUUGCAAAUCUCAUUGACUACCCAUCCAUGAAAAAUGCUUUGAUACCAAGAAUUAAAAACGCCUGUCUGCAAACAUCUUCCCUUGCUGUCCGUGUAAAUUCAUUAGUGUGCUUAGGAAAGAUUUUGGAAUACUUGGAUAAGUGGUUUGUGCUUGAUGAUAUUCUACCCUUCUUACAACAAAUUCCAUCCAAGGAGCCUGCAGUCCUCAUGGGAAUUUUAGGGAUUUACAAAUGUACUUUUACACAUAAAAAGUUGGGAAUCACCAAAGAGCAACUGGCUGGGAAAGUAUUGCCUCAUCUGAUUCCCCUAAGUAUUGAAAACAAUCUUAAUCUUAAUCAGUUCAAUUCUUUCAUUUCUGUUAUAAAAGAAAUGCUUAGUAGAUUGGAAUCUGAACAUAAGACUAAACUGGAGCAACUUCAUAUAAUGCAAGAACAGCAGAAAUCUUUGGACUUAGGAAAUGCUUCUGAGGAAUCAAAAGUUGCAAAUAUUGGGAAUCAGCAGAUUGACAAGGUGUUUAACAAUAUUGGAGCAGACCUUCUGACUGGUGGUGAAUCAGAAAAUAAAGAUGACACAUUACAGAAUAAACAUAAAAAAGUAUCACUUACACUUGAAGAAAAACAGAAAUUAGCAAAAGAACAAGAGCAAGCACAGAAGUUAAAAAGCCAGCAGCCCCUUAAACCCCAGGUGCAUACACCUGUUGCUCCGGUCAAGCAGACUAAGGACUUGACAGACACGUUGAUGGAUAACAUGUCGUCUUUGACCAGCCUUUCUGUUGGCACUCCUAAACUUCCUGCUUCAAGUUCCUUCACCUCUGUUCCUUCCUCGGGCCUGGGCAUGCUGUUUUCUACACCGAUUGAUAAUACAAAGCGAAAUUUGACAAACGGCCUAAACGCCAACAUGGGCUUUCAGACUUCGGGAUUCGGCAUGCCAGUUAAUCCAAACCAGAACUUCUUCAGUCAUUCAAGCACUGCUGGAGCGACCAAGAUGGCUGCGGGACCACCUGCCGCCUUUACAGGUCUCGCUGACUUGAGUGUCCCACUUGCUGCUGGGGUGAAACAGACCCAACAGAGACCCACAGAUAUGUCUGCCCUUAACAAUCUCUUUGGCCCUCAGAAACCCAAAGUUAGUAUGAACCAGCUAUCACAACAGAAACCAAAUCAGUGGCUUAAUCAGUUCGCUCCUCCUCAAGUUUCUCCAGGUAUGGGUAGUGCAGUAAUGGGGACACAGAUGAACAUGGUAGGACAACCUGCCUUUGGUAUGCAGGGCAAUCCUUUCUUUAACCCACAGAACUUUGCUCAGCCGCCAACUACGAUGACUAACAGCAGUUCAGGCAGCAAUGAUUUAAAAGAUCUUUUUGGGUGAGGUGUCCUGCUCCUGUUUUUGAAGGAUUACUUCAGUUUUAGUCACGGAGGAGCUGAUUGACAUCGUUGUAUAGAUGGCUUGAAGGAAAUGGUUCUGUGACAGAAAACACGGUUUUCCAUGCCAGCCAACAUAGUAACUGUGUGGACUCCGAACCAGUUGAGUUUUUUAAAGCACUGAGGAUUUUUUUUUCCUCUUACCAGUUCCUCUUCAGGUUUUUAAAGAUUCAACUCUUAGCAAUCUCAAAGAGAAAAACAAACAAACAAAUAAAAAAAAACAGAUCAACUAAGUUAUCUUCAGUAACAGAACUUUCAAAUCACAUGUUUAUUUUGACUUGUAAAUCUCUGUGUUAUUUUAAAAUUGAGUUGACUGUAACUGCAAGUGUAUCUGUUGGGUUCCGCUUGGCAGACAGGCUGCCAUUCCAAGUCAUUGGUCUUCACUUGAAUAUGUAAAAAAUCUUGAUGCUGUACUUAUUUAUUUAGUAUGACCAGCUGAGAAGAUAUAAGCAUAAAGGGGAAGAUCAGGUCAUUGGCUUUUUCCAAUUUUAUUUGCUUUUCAUAGGAUGAACUAAUAUUAAGUACAAAAGACAGAGCAAAUGCUGCGAAUUAUACUUGCCCUGGUUUCAUUGGUUUAAAAUGCAUCAUUAACCAUCUUAUAAUGCAAACUGAUCAUUGUAAACUAUAUUUUAGCAUGAUCUGCCUCAAAUAGUAAUGUAUUUUUCUGCAUUUACUUGAAUGUAUUUAGAAUCACUUUUUUCCUACUGUAUCACAAGAGUGUGUACUUAUUUGUACAGGGAAUUGACAAAGCAUCUGAUGUAAUUUCCCUGACUUUUGCCUUCAUAUUUCAUUUUGAAUUCAAACUUCUGAGGCUACACCAUAUAAAAAUUACAUUUUCAAAAGGAGAUUUGUAAGAAUUAAACUAUAUUUAAUGAGUAAACUUUUGAGAAUUCUGCUUUAUUGUUUCAAAUGUAAUAAAUUUCUCUAAAAAUGAGCAGUUAUAUCUUCUGGCCACCAAUAGAUUAAUUUUCAGCUUGCUGUGAUACUCUGAAAUCAGUGUUAUGGAAGUUUAAUACUUUUUCUAGGAAUUUCAGGAACUUUUGUUCACAUUUUAAUGUCUUUUAAUGAGCCAUUUUUAGAAAGGAAAGAAUAAAAUCUUAAGAGGAGACAUGCUUUGCUUUUCAAAAUCUCUGAUGGUUUUCUUUAAUUUGCUAAUUACUCAACCACUGAGCCUUAUGCUACGAAUGUCAUUUGUAUUUUUAAAAGCUAUAUUCUACCGUUAUGUGAUAAUUUUAGUACUAUCUUUUAAAGAACUAUAUGUGUCUUACAGAGGCUGCCAUAUAAUUUGUGGGUUUUGAUUAUCUGGAACCAGCAAUCAUUUAAAUAAACCAUAUGAAGUUCAGUCAGUGUGCUGGUCCUAAGCGCUUAUUCAUUGAAUAUUAAUAUUCACUGAAAAUAUGUAUAUACACACAUCAAACAUACAUGUGCUCAAUAUGUAAAAUUCAGACCUCAAUCAUGAAGUCUAACGUGGUGAUACAGUUCCUGUUAGCAUGAGUGAAGAGGGUGCUUUCAGAUCUGGUGUCUGUGACCUGAUUGAUGUAUGCCCUUGUCUCUUACCCUCAGAGGGACCAAUAGGGUUGCUGAAGAAGCUUAACCAAGGAGUGAACAGAACUAGAAGAUCAAAAUGUUUUUAUCAAAUACAUUCACAGCUUGACAAGAUUGUGUUUUUAACAUAAUAAUAGUAAUAUGACUUUGGGGGAAACUUACAUAUGGAGUAAAGUUGCUUAAUGUUGAAUAACUUCUCUUUUCCACAAUGCGCUAUUCACUAUUGAGAAAAUGUUCCUUAUUUUGUCAAACAACGUAAUGUCAGUACUAAAUUAAUUAGAAGAAAAACUUAAUAUACCAAUUUAUGUAACUUGAACUUACAAGUGUGAAAAUAGAUUAUUUGAAAAAAAAAGAUGUGUUACAUAAUUUUCACAUGUUAAAAUGAACUCAUUUAUGGACGUAGUGGUGCUAUAUUUUUACACAACCAUUGCUUUACUUUUCUACCUUGAAAAGCAAUGGAACUGUUGCCAUUGCCUUUUUGUGUUGUGAAAUUACAGCUGAAAAAAUAUUGUGAUAUGUUUAGGCUUCAGUGUGCCUAAUGUGAACAAAAUUUCCUAAUACUAAAGUACCUUAAUAUUAUUUCAGACAUUGGAAGAGUUAAGCCCCUUGUGCUCUGAGUGGAAAGCUGGUAGGUUAAAGACGACCUGCAGACAAAAGUACAGCCAUCAUUCCCUAUCGUUUGGCUUGCUUCUGACUCUUCUUUUAAUGCUAAAAUGUGUGAUAUCUGUAGAGAAUGUGCAUAAGGAAGUGGAAUGGUGUAAGUGCAGUUUUGAUUUUUAUUUUGGAAUGCUUAUGAUCAAAUAAGUGAAGGAAGUCUUUUUUUUUUUAAACAACUGUAACAUACCUCUGAUGUUUGCUUUUACAUUUUGAAGGCAAAGAUGAAUGUGAGAAUGCCUAAUAGGAAGCAGGGUAUUGAAGCAAAUAAAUUUUAGAUUUGAUUUUAAAA
Messenger RNA from Ochotona curzoniae (black-lipped pika), 5558 nucleotides. RefSeq names its product SCY1 like pseudokinase 2 (gene SCYL2). The record is from RefSeq and is a predicted model, not a curated record. Gene Ontology annotation, biological process: protein phosphorylation. Gene Ontology annotation, molecular function: ATP binding; protein kinase activity. The coding region runs from base 219 to 3014 and encodes 931 amino acids. Lineage: Eukaryota; Metazoa; Chordata; Mammalia; Lagomorpha; Ochotonidae. The transcript is spliced from 19 exons.